CCCCCUCUCUCUCUCUCUCUCUCUCUCUAAGUCUCUAUCCGAAGCCCGUCGCCAUGUCCUCCGCUCCGCAGGCGCCGGCGCCGGCGCCGGCGCCGGCGAUGCUGACGAGGGACGAGCUCCUCCGCCUCUUCUCCCGCUUCCACUCCCUCACCUCCCAGCCCGAUGUGAAGAAGCGUAUCGCCGACGCCGUCAAGGACAAGCAGGAAGCAGUUGCUGUAACCACGGCCAUUCAAGAGGAAAUCUUUCAUGAGAUGGGUAUUGAUCCCAGAUUUGGCAUUGCUUGCUUGGGAAAGGUGAACGCAGUUUAUGAGAAUGACAUGGAUCUAAUGAUCCAAUUUUACCGAUUUGUUGCCAAAGAAGAGAUGGCCAUUGAUGAGGCCGAGCUCGAACCAGAUGAGUUUGAAGAUAAAAUGAAUGCUCAACAAAAGUUGCAAGAGCAGCAACUGGAGAUGUUGAAACAAAUGCGGAAGUAUCGGCCAGAUGAACAACGUGCAGUCUUUGACAUUCUGCACAAACUGUUGGAAGAAUCUAAUUUUGAGAGCCCUGCAGUGAUUCUCACACCUGAACAGAUUCAAGAGAUUGUUAGAAGAAGACGAGCAUCAUCUCCCGACGCAUCCAAAUGAAUGCCUUUUCAGGCUUCCUUCCUCAUCCAUGUUAGUUGCAUAACCGCGAUUACUUAAGUGUUAAAGGUUGGUUUUGGUUGACCCAACUGUAUCUGGGUGCCGCUUAGCACUUCAAUGUUGUAAGAGCAUACCAUCUUAGCUUCCAUUGUUGUAAUACUGCUACUUCUUCGUCUCAGUUUGUUCCUUAUAAACAAGUGUUGAAUAGAAGCCAAAUUAAAUCUAUUUUGUUUUUCAAA
Messenger RNA from Ananas comosus (pineapple), 859 nucleotides. RefSeq lists its product as uncharacterized. Lineage: Eukaryota; Viridiplantae; Streptophyta; Magnoliopsida; Poales; Bromeliaceae. The coding region runs from base 54 to 623 and encodes 189 amino acids. The transcript has 7 exons. The record is from RefSeq and is a predicted model, not a curated record.